This is a messenger RNA of Lasiosphaeria miniovina, 1776 nucleotides long. RefSeq names its product GWT1-domain-containing protein. Lineage: Eukaryota; Fungi; Ascomycota; Sordariomycetes; Sordariales; Lasiosphaeriaceae. Gene Ontology annotation, biological process: GPI anchor biosynthetic process; protein localization to plasma membrane. The record is from RefSeq and is a predicted model, not a curated record. Gene Ontology annotation, cellular component: membrane; endoplasmic reticulum. The coding region runs from base 102 to 1577 and encodes 491 amino acids. Gene Ontology annotation, molecular function: glucosaminyl-phosphatidylinositol O-acyltransferase activity. The transcript has 2 exons.
UGAUGUGAAACAACUGUCCUUUCCUCCCUGUUCUCCUUUCGUCUCUUCCCCGCACCCAGCCAAGCGCCGACCGAGCACAACGUAGGCAACUCCCAGACACCAUGGCCAACGCAUCAGCCGCGCCGAGCUACAAGCAGCUCAAGGAGGACUUUGUGUCAAACCUGUCGGGCGGGUCCGUGGUCGAGAUCGCUCAGGUCUGCGCUGUGGCCCCGAUCGUCUGCCUGCUCUGGUCCGUCCUUCAGGCGCGCCAGUCCUUCUUCAGGCCGACCUCGGCCCUCGCCCUCGUAGUCGACUUCCUACUCAACGUCGGCGCCCUCCUCCUGUCGGUCACGCUGUACUCGGCCGCGCCGCUGCUGCUCAACGUGCUGCUGCUAGCCACGGCCGCUUUUGUCUACACCCUCCCCCCGAGCCAGGGCCGCCGCAAGAAGCCCAGGCGCCCUCCGACGGCCGCCCCCAAGGCCGCCCCGCUCGGCGUGCUGUCAACCAAGCCGUUCCUGACCAGCUACCGCGGCAACAUGAUGGUCGUCACGUGCAUCUGCAUCCUCGCCGUCGACUUCCGCCUGUUCCCGCGCCGCUACGCUAAGGUUGAGACGUGGGGCACGUCGCUGAUGGACAUGGGCGUCGGAUCGUUCGUCUUCUCGGCCGGCCUCGUCGGCGCCCGCCCGCUGCUGAAGGAGCGCGCCGAGGGCCGCUACACAUCCCUAGCCCUCCGCCUACGGCAGUCGCUACGCCACUCGAUGCCGCUGUUCGUCCUCGGCCUCGUGCGCCUCGUCAGCGUCAAGGGCCUCGACUACGCCGAGCACGUGUCCGAGUACGGCGUGCACUGGAAUUUCUUCUUCACGCUCGGCUUCCUGCCCCCCUUUGUCGCCCUCUUCCAGUCGGCCCUGCGCUUCGUCCCCUCGUACGCCGGGCUGGCCGUCCUGCUCGCCGUUGCCUACCAGGUCGUCCUCGAGAGCACGACUCUCAAGGCAUUCAUCCUGGCGGGCCCGCGCGUCGACUUGCUGUCAAAGAACCGCGAGGGCGUGUUUAGCUUCUUUGGGUACCUAGCCAUCUUCCUGGCGGGCCAGGACACCGGCAUGUCGGUGCUACCGCGGAGCCUAGGCUCGAGGGGCAGCGGCCGCGUGACGGCGUUCCUGCUGCACACGACGUUGUGGGCACUGGCCUGGACGGCGCUGUACUACGCUUGCACCGACUAUACGUACGGCGCGGGGCUGACAGUGUCGCGGCGGCUCGCCAACCUGCCCUACGUGCUGUGGGUGGCGGCCUUCAACACGGCGCUCGUGUCAGCCUUUUGCCUCGUCGACACGCUGCUCUUCCCGGGCUUCUACGGCGCCCAGGACGCCCGCGCCGAGAAGGAGGCGCACGACACCGCCACCAGCCGCGUGCUGAGGGCGUACAACCGUAACGGCCUCGCCGUAUUCCUCCUGGCCAACCUGCUCACCGGGCUGGUGAACAUGACGGUACCGACCCUUGACGUGAGCCGGGUAGCUACCAUGGGGAUAAUGGUCGCCUACAUGGCGUUUGUGACUGCGGUGGCUGUGGGUUUGGACAUGUACGAUAUUUCUGUCAAAAUGUAGAUACCGAAUUGAGGGGCACGCCCCGACAAGUCAUCUGCUCGGUCGGGCGCAACCCGGCUGAGGUCUAGUGCAUGUACGCUGCCGAGCUGGCCACGGAGUGAAACAACCAGCGCUGUUUGGCUGUGGCCAUGCAGCCAGCCAGCCGCGCGGUGCAGUUUGAUCAAUUUUUUCUUUCUUCUUUCGGGUGCCGAGCAGUCAA